UCAGAGAUGAUGCUCUCUGCCACGAUGUCCCCCAGCUUUUCAGGGCUGCUCCUCGCCUGCCUGCUGCUCCCCUGCCUGACACAAGGCCAUCAGGAGGCCCCUGAACCCCCCUCUGCCAGGAGCUCCUGCCCCCAGGGCUUUGGCUUCCAUGGCUCCCACUGCUAUGGAAUAUUGGGUCCUGAGACCUGGAACACUGCCGAGCUGCUGUGCCAGGGCUACCCCUCGGGCCACCUGGGCUCCCUGCUCAAUGAGGCUGAGGCCACCUUCGUGGCCACCAUGAUCAAGGAGAACAAGGUUAAGGACCAAGUCUGGAUCGGUCUGCACGACCCCAACAAGAAUCGCAGAUGGAAAUGGAGCAGCAACGCCCUAUACCUCUACAAGGCCUGGGGGAAGGGCUUCCCAGCGAAGACUGAUCCUAACUACUGUGUGAGCCUGACUCCUGAGUCUGAAUUCCAGAACUGGAGAGAUGAAUCUUGUCAGAAUGAGCACCUCUACUUGUGCAAGUUCAAAGCCUAGAGGAGAAAGCAAAAGAAGAAGCUGGAAUUCAGCUGCUUGGAAACAAGCACAGCCAAGGAGAACUAUGGCCAUAAUGCCUCUGUCCUUCCAGAGCAUCUUCUUUUCUUCCUCCUUCCUCACACCAGCCCCUCUCCUCUUAUUAUCUGCCAUCUGUCUCCACUUCUCCUUUUCCAUUUCUUCUUUUCCUCUUACACUGAAUUCAUUGCUAACUUCCCCAGGGCCAUUUAUGCCAUUUACCACCAUUAAUUCAAAGUUAAUACAUAACCUGAAUAUAAAUGGUCACAAUGUUUUUAAAAAGUAGAAGAGAUCAAGUUUAAGUUCUCACAUAUACUGUGAGAGUUCUUAAUUAAAGAAUCAGGAGGAUCUCCAAAUGAAAAAUUUGGAUCACAUUGAAAUUGAAAAAUUAAGCUUGACAUUGAUAUAUGAAAUUCUGCUUUUUCCUGUAUUUUUGGGAAGGAGGAGACAGUUCUCUCCUUUGUGGACUCCUUCUCAUAGCCAUUGACUUAGGGAGGAUUCUCCUUCAGGUUCCUUCCUAUUGGGUUAUGUUUGUGAAUGUUAUGUCUUACAGACUCCUCUAAUGAUUUUGUAACUUUGAAUAAACUUCCUGAUCUGAGCCUCUGAAA
Molecule: messenger RNA, 1139 nt
Organism: Antechinus flavipes (yellow-footed antechinus)
Lineage: Eukaryota; Metazoa; Chordata; Mammalia; Dasyuromorphia; Dasyuridae
Product: lithostathine-1-alpha-like
Exons: 5
Coding region: 7-516 (169 amino acids)
Biological process (GO): response to peptide hormone; venom-mediated disruption of cell wall in another organism; antimicrobial humoral immune response mediated by antimicrobial peptide
Molecular function (GO): peptidoglycan binding; oligosaccharide binding; signaling receptor activity
Source: RefSeq, a predicted model, not a curated record